This is a messenger RNA of Thermothielavioides terrestris NRRL 8126, 3331 nucleotides long. RefSeq lists its product as uncharacterized. The coding region runs from base 102 to 3200 and encodes 1032 amino acids. NCBI's taxonomy places the organism in Eukaryota, Fungi, Ascomycota, Sordariomycetes, Sordariales, Chaetomiaceae. Gene Ontology annotation, molecular function: ubiquitin protein ligase binding. The record is from RefSeq and is a predicted model, not a curated record. The transcript has a single exon. Gene Ontology annotation, cellular component: Cul4-RING E3 ubiquitin ligase complex. Gene Ontology annotation, biological process: protein ubiquitination; DNA damage response; ubiquitin-dependent protein catabolic process.
GCAGCUGCUGACGGAGCUUGAGAGCAGCAGCUUGCCCCGGAGCAGAGUCCCAUUCUCGUCCCAUUCCGUGCCGUCCCGCAGUCCCGGACCUGCGCCGGUCCAUGCCUCCGCCCACCCACAUCCCACCCGCCUUCGGCUCUUCCCGCUCAAACACAGCUUCCUCUUUCCCGACAUCUGCCUCAUCCUCCACUCCGUCAGCACCCAGGCGGAGACGGCGCGUCGACUCGGACCCGGACCCCGACCGCGAGCGAGACUCGAGCCCCCCGCGCUUCGCCCCCGGCACCGACCACGCGACCGCCAGUCCGGACCGCAAACGCCCGCGCCCCGAGCACUACAUCUCCCCCUCCACUGUCACCCCGACAGCAGUAACACCCACAAUGUCCGCCAAAGUUCAGGGCAAACGCCUCGAGGUGAUCGACCUCACCAGCCCCGCCGGCAGCGCCGGCGCCGCUACCCCGCCCCACCACCGCCCCUCCUACGCUCACAGCAGCGAUCACAACAACAAUCACAACGGCCGGCCCCAACCCCAACGCCCAACCCUCCAACCACACCGGGGCUCCCGCAAGCUCGUCAUCAAGAACUUCCGCCUACCCUCCACCUCCACCUCCACCACAACAUCAACCACCUCAUCAGCAUCAUCCGUCGACAGCUACUACGAACGGGCGCACGCCGAGCUGGACAGCGCGCUGUCUUGCAUCUUCGCUGAAGCGCCGCCCGCCCAGCCCCUCGAGCGACUGUACCGCGACGUCGAGGACAUCUGCCGCAAGGGCGACGCGGCCGCGCUGACGGAGCGGCUGCGCGCGCGGUGCGAAGCAUGGCUGGGCGGCGAGAAGAUGCUGGGCGGCCUGUUCGGCGCGUACGACGCCGCCGUCGGCCGCGACGGCGCGAGCGACCGGGCGAAGGACGUGCUGCUGUGCGAGGUGGUCGACCGGUGGAGGCGGUGGAACAAGGUUGUCUUCGUGGUGAGGGGCGUGUAUAGCUACCUGGAUCGGGGCCACCUCCUGCUGCUGAGCGGCGGGGAGGGCGGCAGGGGCAAGCAGGGGAUCAACGAGAUGGCGAUUGCGCUGUUCAGGAAGGCCGUGUUUGGGUCGCUGAAGGGGACCGGCGCCGUCACGCCGCACGGCAAGGUCGUGCUCGAGGGGCUGUGUCGGCUGGUCGACUACGCCCGGCAGGGCAUCGUAGACCAGCCGACACCGGACGAGCGCGCGAACGAGGCGCUGCUAAAGGAUGCGAUCGGCAUGGUGAGGCUCUGCGGCGUCUACGGCAAGGCGUUCGAGCCCUUGUUCCUCGUCACCUCGCAUCGCUACUUUGAGCACUUCGCGGCCGACGUGAGCGCCGCGUACGGGCUCAAGGACUACAUCGGCGCCGUAGGCGCGCUGCUCGAGCGGGAGAGCGCCCGGUGCGACGGCUUCAAUUUUGAGAGUACCACCAAGCGGCAGCUGCUUGGCGAUGCCCACCACGUGCUCAUUGAGAAGUACUCGGAGAAGCUGCUCGACAGCGGCAGCGUCGCGCGACUGUUGGGAGCGCAGGAUGUCGAGUCCAUGGCCGCCCUCUACGAGCUGCUGAAGCUAUCCGGCCUGCAGAAGCGUCUCAAGGAGCCGUGGGAGCUCUACAUCCGCGAGACGGGCGCAGCCAUCGUGAGCGAUACCGAGCGUGGAGACGAUAUGGUCGUCCGCCUGCUGGAGCUGCGGCGCGCCCUGGACAUCAUGAUCCGGGAUGCCUUCUCCAAGGACGACGUGUUCUCGUACGGCUUGCGGGAGUCGUUUGGCCACUUCAUCAACGACAAGAAGAAGAUCUCGUCCUCGUGGAACACGGGCACGUCCAAGGUCGGCGAGAUGAUUGCAAAGUACAUCGACAUGCUCCUCCGCGGCGGCCUGAAGACGCUGCCCAAGUCGCUGCUGUCCGACAACAAGGACCGGGCGGAUGCCGAGAGCAGCGGCAUGGCGAGCACGGCCGACGAAGACGCCGAGCUGGACCGGCAGCUCGACCACGCCCUGGAGCUGUUCCGCUUCAUCGAAGGCAAGGACGUCUUCGAGGCCUUCUACAAGAAGGACCUGGCGAGGCGGCUGCUCCUCGGCCGGAGCGCCAGCCAAGACGCCGAGCGCAGCAUGCUCGCCAAGCUCAAGGUCGAGUGCGGAUCUAGCUUCACGCACAAUCUGGAGCAGAUGUUCAAGGACCAGGAGUUGGCCAAGGAGGAGAUGAGCUCGUACAAGGAGUGGCUCGCGGGCACCGGACGGAGCACCGGCGGGAUCGACCUGACGGUCAACAUCCUCUCGGCCGCAGCGUGGCCGACGUUCCCGGACGUGCGGGUCCUGCUCCCCAAGGAGGUGCUCGAGCAAAUCAACACCUUCGACACGUACUACAAGACCAAGCACACGGGCCGGCGGCUGACAUGGAAGCACAACAUGGCGCACUGCGUCAUCAAGGCGCAGUUCAACCGCGGGCCGAAGGAGCUCCUCGUCAGCGCGCCGCAGGCAGCCGUGCUCUUGCUCUUCAACGAAGUCGAAGAAGGCAACAGCAAGAACGAGGACGGCAAACCCGCCGGCGGCUGCGGAGUCCUCUCGUACGAGCAGAUCUCCCAGUCGACGGGCCUACAGGGCGGCGAGUUGGUGCGCACGCUGCAGUCGCUCGCGUGCGGCAAGGCGCGCGUGCUGACCAAGCACCCCAAGGGCCGCGAGGUGGCGCCGACAGACACGUUCACGGUCAACCACGCGUUCACGGACCCCAAGUUCCGCGUCAAGAUCAACCAGGUGCAGCUCAAGGAGACGCGCGAGGAGAACCGGGCGACGCACGAGCGCGUCGCCGCCGACCGCCAGUUCGAGACCCAGGCCGCCAUCGUCCGCAUCAUGAAGAGCCGCAAGACGCUCACGCACGCCCAGCUCGUCGCCGAGGUCAUCAACCAGACCAAAAGCCGCGGCGCGGUGGAUGCGGCGGAUAUCAAGGCCAAUAUUGAGAAGUGCGUUUUCUUUUUCUUUUUCUUUUCCUGUCCUCGGCUACGGGUGAUGCUAACGUGCGUUGUGUCAACAGGCUUAUCGACAAGGAUUACCUGGAGCGCGACGGCGGGUCGUACAACUACUUGGCGUAAGCCUGCUUACUACGUUGUGGUCGUUGGGGAGGGGGGGCGGCGCAGUUUUGUUGGCUUUGCAUGGGAUUCGGACCGGACUGAAGUCCCUCGACUACCUACCUACUACAUUCAGUGAGUGUUCAGAGCAAGGGGUAUACGGAUCAUAUGAGGGUAGUAGACGGCGCAGGGCAAGGGUUGCCAUCGCUGAUAGAGGCAGCUGUCUUCAGUGGAUGUGCAUCCACAAUGGUAUGGACGCGUUUUACGGUU